Messenger RNA from Hordeum vulgare subsp. vulgare (domesticated barley), 600 nucleotides. RefSeq lists its product as uncharacterized. Lineage: Eukaryota; Viridiplantae; Streptophyta; Magnoliopsida; Poales; Poaceae. Bases 1 to 429 code for a protein of 142 amino acids. The record is from RefSeq and is a predicted model, not a curated record. The transcript is spliced from 2 exons.
AUGGCCUCUUUUAGGCCCGGCCUGAGUUUUGCCCGGGUAUAUUUGCUUGUCCGGUCCACUCCAACCCCACCCCGCACGCGGCUGGUCGGAGAGACUGAGAGCCCGAUAUGCCGGUCUCACCGCCGCCUCUCCCUCCCCUCACGCAACCCCUUCCGAUGCCUCGGCGCGCCCUUACUCUGCUCCUCCUUUUCGCCAUUCGUCCCCGCGGGGGAUGACGACGGCGCAUCUCUAGCGCGGUUCCCUGCUAGUAGGCGGCGCACGGCAGGUGUGCCGGCGGAGACGCAGAUGCGGCUUCCGAGGAAGAGGAAUUGGGCGGAGGGCGCGCUGACUCUGCCGGUCUUCGAUGGGGAUUCCCAAGCCAGCCUCCACGGGAGUCCCGAGAAUGAGCUCCAGUUCUGCCUCGAGAGUGGUCCAGUGCAGAGGUUCUGAUGCUGUCGGAAGAGAAGCCACCAAAUUGUGCAACUUCAAGCAGAAAAUGAACAUCUAACUGGAUCUGUGUACAACAGAGUCUCUGUAAGAUGAGAUGGAACUGACAAGGUCUAAAUGGGCACCAAACCGAAGCGACAUACUCAUACAAUAAGAUUUGUUCAACUAACCUGA